CCUAAGACCUGCCGCAAAGAGUCCGAUCUCGGGAAUAAUAAUAGCCUCCUGUUGAUCGACCUCCUGUUUCUCGUUUUGACGUUGUCCGUUUGAAACCCUUUACCAUUUCGGCGGCAUUCUAUACACUCGUUUACCUCUUUCGACGUUGUCCUUUCCCUCUCUCUUUCUCUCUCAUAUCUCUCUCUCUCCUUCCUCGCCAUCCGCGGUUACGUGGGCUGGGCAGCAUCGUACAUAGCUGGCGUGGUUAACUACUUGUACAAUACAGUAUUUGGAGAAUUUUGUCUCGUUCAUUCUCUAAAAACAACACACUCUCUCACCAGUCUUUUCUUCUCUCACCGCUUUAUUCUUCUUGGCCAUUUUCAAGUCUGCCUCCGACCGCGAUUGUUUGGUCAAACGCUCCAUUAGUCCCGGCGUCACUUGACAAGUGUAUUCCUUUGGCUCUUCGAUAAUUGGUUCUACAAUUCUCGUCUUGAUCAUUUUUUUCCCAUCGGGCUACGGAUGGUUCUACUGGCCCUGAACAGGUCAACUUAAUACGUUGCUCACCAAUACUAAUAUCUCACGAUGGUACAAAAUUCAACCCAGCACCGAGCCGGAAGCACAGUAUCAUUGCCCGAGAUGGGAAGAAUAUACAAACAUACCUAUGGACAAAACCACGAACGAAAGCAUCAAUUUCGUCCGCGUGUGCACGGGAGGUACUUGUGGAUACAGCUUUCCAUUCUCUUUAUCUUAAUGGUUUGCCAGAGGGGGCGCGCUUUAGACGUCGAAUAUUGUUCGAACGUCAAUACUGGAUCCUCUUACCCAGCAGGCAUCGACUGAAAUGUUCCAGAGUCAUGGCCUUUGUUUCGAUACCUGUAAAGCCAAAUAUGCGUUUGCCGUUGUCCAAGGAUCAAAAUGCUGGUGCUCCGACUAUAUCCCAGCUUCAACCACUACUGGGUGUGAUGAAAUUUGCCCUGGUUAUAGUUUGGAGAGUUGUGGGAAUACUAAAAAAGGUCUAUUUGGGUACAUUUCUUUACCAAAUGCUCCUAAGGGGACCGCAGGCGGCUUAUCAACGACCGCCUCCCAGACAUCCACCUCCUCGUCCAGCGCAUCGAGUUCCUCGACCUUGGCUAAGUCCACUUCUACCCAAUCUACCUCGACCGAAGCUACUUCUACGCCAUCCGUAAGUGUUGUGACUUCAGUUGGCGGUUAUAAGACCGUAACGCUCGCUCCCACCGAGCAAACACCCACACCCACACCAACAAAUCGGGUAGCAACCUCAGAUUCCUCCAAUGGGAGCUUUUUCUCAAAACCUGGUCAAGUUGCUGGGUUGUUUGUUGGUCUUGCUCUCGGAAUAAUUCUUGUUGUUGCUGCACUCUUGUUCUUCUGCUACCGACGGAAUAACCAGAGAGCUGCUUUCCAUAACGUCGACUCUGGCAGUGCGGCAAUGACUGAUGUUGCUGGGAGGGGUACGUUUGGUAGACGAAGGAGGUCCCGCUCUAUGAGCACUUUGGGGCUCAUAGGGGAAAAGGGAGGAACAGCUAUUAAUAACACCACCCCCACUUCGAAUGCGAACAACUUCUCUGGACUGCCCGCUGCCGAGGCUGGCAAAUCAACAACCACUGCUCAGCCUGACCGCUUAAUAGAUCAACGGCUUGACCCUAACCAAAUAUAUCUGCGCUAUGACCCAGACACCGGCAGUUCGCGGAUGAGUCUUGCAAAUCCCGACGAUUAG
Tuber melanosporum (Perigord truffle) is the source of this 1711-nucleotide messenger RNA. RefSeq lists its product as uncharacterized. Bases 818 to 1711 code for a protein of 297 amino acids. The record is from RefSeq and is a predicted model, not a curated record. The transcript has 5 exons. Lineage: Eukaryota; Fungi; Ascomycota; Pezizomycetes; Pezizales; Tuberaceae.